AAUAAGAUCUUUAAGGACGAAAAGGCCCAAAAUGGGAUUGCUGAGUUCAAAACAUCCCACAGGCAAGCAAGCCCACAUUCUUCUUCUGGGACUCGACUCGGCUGGGAAAUCUACCCUGCUGUAUAGGUUAAAGCUUGCUGAGACUCUCACAACCAUCCCAACCAUCGGCUUCAAUGUGGAAAUGGUCCAGCUGGCCAGCGGUCCUCCACUCACCGUGUGGGAUGUUGGAGGACAGGAGAAGAUGCGCACGGUCUGGGACUGCUACUGUGAGAAUGCAGAUGGGCUGAUGUACGUGGUGGACUGUUCUGACGGCAAGCAGCGACUCGAGGACUCCCGCAAAGAGUUCAAGCACAUUUUGAAGAAUGAACACAUCAAAAAUGUGCCCGUUGUCAUACUAGCCAACAAGCAAGACUUGCCUGGUGCUCUGAGUGCCGAUGACAUCACCAGGAUAUUCAAGGUGAAGAAACUGUGCAGUGACCGGAACUGGUACGUGCAGCCCUGCUGUGCAGUCACUGGAGAAGGGCUGGAUGACGGCUUCAGGAAAUUAUCCGAGUUUCUGAAAAGCCACCUGAAGACAAGAGACACUUUAGCAUUCUUCAAGCAGAAAGGAGGCUCCGGAGCAGUCUCAGCCUCAGAAAGACAAUGAUGUAGUGGAAAUGGGAAUUCUGUCUUAUUUCCACGUAAUGUGAAAAAGUGAGUUACUGAGUUAGCAAACUUUUCCGGACAUUAAUUUCACCCCGUCCAGCUAAAGAAGGAACUUUAUAGCAAA
Messenger RNA from Phodopus roborovskii (desert hamster), 769 nucleotides. It is a transcript of the gene Arl14, whose product is annotated as ADP ribosylation factor like GTPase 14. Gene Ontology annotation, molecular function: GTP binding; GTPase activity. The record is from RefSeq and is a predicted model, not a curated record. Gene Ontology annotation, biological process: vesicle-mediated transport; intracellular protein transport. NCBI's taxonomy places the organism in Eukaryota, Metazoa, Chordata, Mammalia, Rodentia, Cricetidae. Gene Ontology annotation, cellular component: cytoplasm. The transcript has a single exon. Bases 32 to 646 code for a protein of 204 amino acids.